AUGCAAUUGGUAGCGACGCCAUGAUUCAUUGUUUAAGAAAUUCUAAUUAUAAUAUCUUAAGUAGCAAUAUUAACAUUAUUAUUCGAAGCGUAUAUUUACAAUCAUAUUAAUAUAGAAAAUAUAUAGAAAAACUUUUAAUCAUUAAACCUAUUGACAUCUUUGUAGAAAAUAUGAAAUCAAUAAUGAUUUAAAUAAUGAUUUUUCUGAACAAGGUCAUUUGAAUGUCAUAUUGUUGUGAUAUGAAUAUGAUCGUUAAAUAUUUUGGCAUUAGCUACAAUUAUCUACUGAAAUACAAAGUUCCAUUUAAGAAGAUAUCCAUGACGCUCAAAUCUUGAAAAAUAUAAUUAAAAUAAUGUUUUGCACUGUGAUGAUACUAAUAUAAUGCUCAUGUGCUAUUUAAUAAAAAAAAUCAAGGUCGAUAUCUUCAACAGUUUUGGAGCAAUCAGUUGAGAACACUUUAUUAAAUGCUGCACCCUGCAUAUAAUAUUACUAUAAUAAAAUAUUAUGAUAUUAUGAUUAUGCCUAAUAUCAUUAUUGUUCAAUAUGUUCCGUGCCGAGCCGAUUUUUAAUCAUUUUUCGCUUAUGUUCUUCCGACGCAUGGUCCAUAUGAAGAAGUACGAUGCAAAUAAAAUUCUGUAUAAUACAAAUAUUAUUAAUCCUAUGCAUUUUUCAAAAAGAAUCCACCGCCAUCAAAUGUUAUCAAUGCAGCAGCAAGAAAGAUGAGGAUUGCACCAUCAAUAAAGUACAUUUUAAGUAUCUGAAAUUGUGUCCGUCAGAUUAUCCUUAUUGCCGUAAAGCUGUUUAUGUAUAUUACUUUAUGGAUUCGCAUAACGAUUUAACGAUGCGUGAAUGCGCAAAAUCGCGCAACAGCCAAAAGGAAUGUUAUCGAGGACGCUACAGCCGAGAUAGUUAUCAACUUGUCUGCGAAUGCGUGGGUUACGGCUGCAAUCGAUCUCGACGAUGCUCGCCCAGCCUCGCGAUCUACUUUCUGUGUACAUCUUUCGCGAUUGUGAAUCGCUUUAUCACAAAGGAUGCAAAUGCAAUCUUUUUUUAGCAUUAGAAAUAUAUAGUAUUGUAUGUGUCAUUGGUAAACGUGUUUACGUGUUUUUUUUUUAUUAUAAUAUAUGUGUUGUGUGUGCAUCUGUAUGCGAAUAUAAUCACAAUUACUCCUCGUAGUAUUAAUAAAACAAAAAUAUAAAUAAAACAUAUUAAUGUGCA
Molecule: messenger RNA, 1218 nt
Organism: Ooceraea biroi (clonal raider ant)
Lineage: Eukaryota; Metazoa; Arthropoda; Insecta; Hymenoptera; Formicidae
Biological process (GO): positive regulation of voltage-gated potassium channel activity; regulation of synaptic transmission, cholinergic; sleep
Source: RefSeq, a predicted model, not a curated record